Durio zibethinus is the source of this 1603-nucleotide messenger RNA. RefSeq names its product calreticulin-like. NCBI's taxonomy places the organism in Eukaryota, Viridiplantae, Streptophyta, Magnoliopsida, Malvales, Malvaceae. Gene Ontology annotation, cellular component: endoplasmic reticulum; endoplasmic reticulum membrane. Gene Ontology annotation, biological process: protein folding; ERAD pathway. The record is from RefSeq and is a predicted model, not a curated record. Gene Ontology annotation, molecular function: calcium ion binding.
GCUCCGUCACACUCUUCCAUUCCGCAGCUUUUCUUUUCUCUUCGCUGAGUUCAGCCAUGGCGAUUAACAAACGAAACCCUAAUUUCCUCCCUCUAAUUUUUCUCUCUUUCUUUGUCAUCGCCUCUGCUAAAGUAUUCUUCGAAGAACGCUUCGAAGAUGGAUGGGAAAGUCGGUGGGUAACAUCUGACUGGAAGAAAGAUGAGAACAUGGCUGGGGAAUGGAAUUACACUUCUGGAAAAUGGAACGGAGAUCCUAAUGACAAAGGUAUUCAAACUAGUGAAGACUACAGAUUCUUUGCUAUUUCGGCUGAGUUCCCAGAAGUUAACAACAAGGACAAGACUCUAGUCUUCCAAUUUUCUGUCAAACAUGAGCAGAAGCUUGAUUGUGGUGGUGGCUACAUGAAGCUGCUCAGUGGUGACAUUGACCAGAAGAAAUUUGGUGGUGAAACCCCAUACAGCAUUAUGUUUGGGCCUGAUAUCUGUGGCUACAGCACCAAGAAAGUUCAUGCUAUUCUUACCUACAAUGGGAAAAACCAGUUAAUCAAAAAGGAAGUUCCCUGUGAGACUGACCAACUCACUCAUGUUUAUACGUUCAUUCUUCAUCCGGAUGCUACAUACAGCAUCCUUAUUGAUAAUGUUGAGAAACAAACUGGUAGCUUGUACACUGAUUGGGAUCUUCUCCCACCAAAGAAAAUCAAGGACCCAGAGGCUAAGAAGCCUGAAGAUUGGGAUGAAAAGGAAUACAUCCCUGAUCCUGAAGAUAAGAAGCCAGAGGGUUAUGAUGACAUUCCAAAAGAGAUCCCUGAUCCUGAUGCUAAGAAGCCUGAAGAUUGGGAUGAUGAAGAAGAUGGUGAAUGGACACCCUCAACAAUUCCCAACCCUGAGUACAAGGGCCCAUGGAAGCCAAAGAAAAUCAAGAACCCCAACUACAAGGGCAAGUGGAAGGCACCAAGGAUUGACAACCCAGAUUUCAAGGAUGAUCCUGAUCUCUAUGUUUUCCCCAACUUGAAGUAUGUUGGUAUUGAAUUGUGGCAGGUGAAAUCUGGAACAAUGUUUGAUAAUAUCUUAGUUGCUGAUGAUAUAGAGUAUGCAAAGAAACUGGCUGAAGAAACAUGGGGCAAGCACAAGGAUGCUGAGAAGGCAGCAUUUGAGGAGGCAGAGAAAAAGAAAGAGGAGGAGGAAUCAAAGGAUGACCCAGUUGAUUCUGACGACGAAGAUGAUGACAGUGAUGAUGCUGAAGGAAACAAAUCUGAUUCUGAUACCAAAUCAGACGCAAGCGAAGACAGUGCUGAGAUAAAGGAAGAGACGGAGGAAGAUGUACAUGAUGAGCUGUAAGGCGAAGUGCACUGCAAUAGUUGCUGACAAUUUGGUUUGGAGAUAAAAGCACCAUAAAAGUGCUCUUAAAAAGUUUUCCAUUUUUUUUUUAAUUUGUAGCUGUAGGACUAGGAAAAAAGAAUUUGAGGCUGUAUUUGCUUGCAAAGGAAUUGCGACUGAUUGCCUUGUUAAUCUGAUUUUAACUGCCUUUAAAACAAAGAGGAGGAUGUUUUUUUUUUUUUUUUGUUAUGGUCAGAUUUAUGAAAUAGUUUGAACAAUUCAAGUGCUAA